Messenger RNA from Parus major (Great Tit), 1716 nucleotides. It is a transcript of the gene EAF2, whose product is annotated as ELL associated factor 2. The transcript has 7 exons. Gene Ontology annotation, molecular function: transcription elongation factor activity. The record is from RefSeq and is a predicted model, not a curated record. The coding region runs from base 252 to 917 and encodes 221 amino acids. Lineage: Eukaryota; Metazoa; Chordata; Aves; Passeriformes; Paridae. Gene Ontology annotation, cellular component: super elongation complex. Gene Ontology annotation, biological process: regulation of transcription elongation by RNA polymerase II; positive regulation of DNA-templated transcription.
CGCUGCCGCGAUGAACGGAACGGUCCCGUCGCUCUACGACCCCAAGGCGCGGGUGCUAAAGCUAGGGGAGAGCUUCGAGAAGCAGCCGCGCUGCGCCUUCCACACUGUCCGCUGCCUUGAAGAACCUCUUGAUGCCAUCCUGUCUCCCUAAAUCGGCACAAACAGAGUUUUGGCUGUAGCCUUUCCCAAUUUAUUUGUGGUGGAAAUGAUACUUUGUAGGUAAUGAUGACUUUAAGCCUGCAUCUAUUGAUAUGUCCUGUGAAGGAGACCUUGAAGUUGGCAAAGGUGAACAGGUGACAAUAACACUGCCAAAUAUCGAGGGCUCAACUCCACCAGUGACUGUAUUCAAGGGCUCAAAGAAGCCUUACCUAAAAGAAUGUAUCUUAAUUAUCAACCAUGACACUGGAGAAUGUCGCCUAGAGAAACUUAGUAGCAACAUCACUGUGAAAAAAACCAGAGCUGAAGGAAGUAGUAAAGUCCAGUCUCGCAUUGAGCAGCAACAGCAGCAAAUGCGAAAUGCAACAAAAGUUCCAAAUAACAUUAAAAACUCUCCAUCAAAAGAAAAAACGUUUCCAUCUUCUCCUAUGGAUGACAUUGAACAGGAGCUAAAAGCAGAAGCCAGUAUCAUGGACCAGCUAAGUAGCUCUGAUAGCUCAUCUGACUCAAAAAGUUCUUCGUCCUCUUCAUCAAGUAGUGAAAAUAGUUCUAGUGAUUCUGAAGAUGAGGAAAUGAAGCCCUCUCUUCCUAUGUCCAUGCCAUAUUUGCAGCCUCAGCCUACUGUGUCUGCCAUACCACAACAGGCUGUUCCUGACAAAGAUGCCAGUCAUAACAGAUCCCAAGAGAGCAGUGGUCAUAUGAUGAAUACACUACGAAAUGACUUGCAGCUGAGUGAAUCUGGAAGCGAUAGUGAUGACUGAACAACUUUUUGGCCUUAAAUGUAUCACCUUUUUUUGCUAAAUAAGUCUUAGCAUCUGUUUUGCACUAAGAUUAGAUUACCAGAGACUGGAAUGAAUGUCCUCAAUUUUGAUAACAGACAUCCUAAUUUUCUACUGACACAUCAUGUCUAUAAUACAGCAGCAUUGAUAUCCUGUCAGUGCUAUGGUUAUGUGUUUAUCUUUCAAAUUACUGUAUUUACAGUAAAAUUGUGUAUGAUCUGAUUUUGAUUAUUUUUGCCUCAGCCACCUGUUUUACUUGAAACUGAUUUGUAACAGCUAGUUACUUUAUAUAAAUAGCUAUGGAAUGGAGAAAUUUCUGAUAUUUAUGGAGGCAAGUUUCCUUCCUAUCAUUUAAAUGCUGAUCUCACAACUUUGACCUGGAGGGAGUGAAAGGGAGAACAACUAAAUGAGGUCUGCCAUGUCAGCUACACUUUUUGUUCAGUUCACAGUUUAUACCUUUAAGGAAACUGCUGAAUAAUGUGGUCCACUAGUGCAGUUACAGUUUACAAUUGUUCAACACAUUGCUGAAUUCUUAAUUUCAUUGUAUAAUCGGACUUUAUAUUUCUGAGCCUCAAGAUUCCUAAGGGAACUUAUCUAUUCUCUGCCUGUUUUAUGUAACUUGAAUAGGGCAGUCUUUUUACAACCUUUUUGUAUCUAAAUUUAGGUAACUGCAGAGACAGCAAUGAAUUUCCUUCAUUCAAUUCUGUAACGGAAAUCAGAAAAUUUCUUUGUGGAAGUAUAAAAGUAAUUUAAUAAAGGAAAUGUCUAUCAUUUUCAUGCA